AUGAAUCUUAGGAAUGGAUCUGUAAUGACUGAGUUUAUUUUGCAAGGAUUUUCUGGAGGAUGGGAACUUCAAAUAUUCUUCUUUGUGACAUUUUCCUUGAUCUACAGUGCCACUGUGGUGGGAAACAUUCUCAUUAUGGUCACAGUGACAUUUAAUUCCACCCUUCAUUCCCCCAUGUAUUUCCUCCUUGGAAACCUCUCUUUUCUGGACAUGUGUCUCUCCACGGCUACAACACCCAAGAUGAUCACAAACUUGCUCACUGAUCACAAGACCAUCUCUGUGUGGGGCUGCAUGGCCCAGAUGUUCUUUAUGCACUUCUUUGGGGGUGCUGAGAUGACUCUUUUGAUAGUCAUGGCCUUUGACAGGUAUGUAGCCAUAUGUAAACCUCUGCAUUACAGGACAAUCAUGAGCCACAGGUUGCUGAGUGGGUUUGUGAUACUUUCAUGGGUAAUUGGUUUUAUACACACCAUCAGCCAGACGGUACUAACAGUGAAUUUGCCUUUCUGUAGCCACAAUGUAAUAGACAACAUAUUUUGUGACCUCCCCCUUGUAAUCAAACUAGCUUGUAUUGAAACAUAUACGCUGCAGUUAUUUGUAAUUGCGGACAGUGGGCUGCUCUCUCUUAUCUGUUUCAUUCUCUUGCUCGUCUCCUACACUGUCAUCCUGGUCACUGUACAACAAAGAUCAUCUGGAGGGCUCUCCAAGGCCCUGUCCACAUUGUCUGCCCACAUCAUUGUGGUUACUCUGUUCUUUGGACCUUGUACCUUUAUCUAUGCCUGGCCAUUUGGUAGUCUCGCAAGCAAUAAAACCCUUGCUGUAUUUUACACUGUUUUCACACCCUUACUGAAUCCUAUUAUUUACACCCUGAGAAAUCAGAAAAUGCAAAGGGCUAUGAGAAAAUUAUGGUUCCAACACGUUAGCUCCACACAGAACUUCUAG
Messenger RNA from Cynocephalus volans (Philippine flying lemur), 939 nucleotides. Its product is annotated as olfactory receptor 4L1. NCBI's taxonomy places the organism in Eukaryota, Metazoa, Chordata, Mammalia, Dermoptera, Cynocephalidae. Gene Ontology annotation, biological process: G protein-coupled receptor signaling pathway. Bases 1 to 939 code for a protein of 312 amino acids. Gene Ontology annotation, molecular function: G protein-coupled receptor activity; olfactory receptor activity. The record is from RefSeq and is a predicted model, not a curated record. The transcript has a single exon. Gene Ontology annotation, cellular component: plasma membrane.